UUAUGAUACAACAAAACAACAUAUACAUAUUUUCUUCUGUAGCUCGCCCCACAAGAGAUAUUGUGUAGUGAUAAUAUUACCGUGUUUUACUAACUAGUUCACAAACCGGAACCAAUGACAUAGGGCUGCGAGGCUCGCCCACUAACCGAGUUACACCGAGCCCAACACGUUAACGUUGCAUCCGGUCAAAUUGCACUCGUAGCAGUAAUCAUGUCAGCGUUUUCUGAAAUGGGGGUUAUGAAUGAAAUUGCGCAGGCUACGGAAGAGUUGGACUGGCUGCUACCUACUGACAUCCAGGCAGAGUCCAUUCCCCUUAUUCUCGGAGGAGGAGAUGUACUUAUGGCAGCAGAAACUGGUAGUGGUAAAACAGGAGCCUUCAGUAUUCCAGUGAUCCAGAUUGUGUAUGAGACCCUGAAGGAUCAGCAGGAGGGCAAGAUGGGCAGAGCUUCCAUCAAGACUGGAGGAGCUAUUUUAAACACUUGGCAGAUGAAUCCUUAUGACCGCAGCCCAGCCUUUGCAAUUGGUCCAGAUGGACUGUGCUGCCAGAGCAGGGAAUUUAAAGAGUGGCAUGGCUGUCGCUCUACAAAAGGAGUCACCAAAGGGAAGUACUGUUACGAGGUGACCUGCCACGACCAGGGUCUAUGUCGCAUUGGCUGGUCCACCAGUCAGGCAGCCCUGGACUUGGGAACUGAUAAGUAUGGUUUUGGUUUUGGUGGGACUGGGAAGAAAUCCAACAACAAGCAGUUUGACAGCUAUGGAGAGGAGUUCACCAUGCAUGACACUAUUGGAUGCUACUUGGAUCUAGACAAGGGACAAAUUUCCUUCACUAAAAAUGGUAAUGACCUGGGUUUGGCUUUUGAGAUCCCUCAACAUGUGAAGAAUCAGUCCUUCUUUGCCUCCUGUGUGCUCAAGAAUGCAGAGCUGAAGUUCAACUUGGGAGGAGAAGAGUUUAAACAUGCCCCUAAGAGUGGGUUUGUUGCCCUCAACCAGGCGCCAGAGGGCCACACAGUCAAAUCUUCUCAGUCAGGCAGUGCCAGAGUGAGUCAGGUGAAAGGCUCAUCCAACGCACCCAAAGCCCUGAUCAUCGAGCCGUCUAAAGAAUUGGCCGAACAAACCCUCAACAAUGUCAAGCAAUGUGGGAAAUAUGUGGAUAACCCCAAACUCAGGAACCUGUUGGUGAUUGGUGGUGUGCCUGCCAAAGACCAGCUGGCUGCUCUGGAACAGGGGAUUGACAUUGUGGUGGGAACACCAGGCAGACUAGACGACCUCAUAUCCACUGGGAAGCUCCUUCUCUCCCAAGUCCGCUUUCUAGUCCUGGAUGAGUGUGACGGCCUCCUGUCCGCAGGCUAUACAGACUUUAUCAACAGGAUCCAUAAUCAAAUCCCUCAGGUCACUUCUGACGGCAAGAGACUGCAGGUGAUCGUUUGUUCGGCCACGCUGCAUUCGUUUGACGUGAAGAAGCUGUCCGAGCGCAUCAUGCACUUUCCCACUUGGGUGGACCUGAAGGGGGAGGACUCUGUUCCCGAGAGUGUCCACCAUGUGGUAGUGCCCGUCAAUCCGAAGAACGAUCGCCUCUGGGAGCGCCUGGGCAAGAACCACGUCCGGACUGAUGAAGUCCAUGCUAAAGACAACACCAGACCAGGAGCCAAUUCUGCAGAAAUGUGGUCAGAAGCCAUCAAGGUGCUGAAGGGCGAGUACACAGUGAGGGCCAUCAAAGAGCACAAGAUGGACCAGGCCAUAAUCUUCUGUCGCACCAAGAUCGACUGUGACAACAUGGAACAGUACUUCAUUCAGCAAGGAGGAGGUCCCGACAGUAAAAGCCACCAGCUUUCCUGCGUCUGCCUUCAUGGUGAUCGUAAGCCCAAUGAGCGGAAAACUAACUUGGAGCGCUUCAAGAAAAAAGAAGUGAGGCUCUUGGUCUGCACAGACGUAGCGGCCAGAGGAAUUGACGUCCACGGAGUUCCUUAUGUGAUUAACGUCACUCUGCCAGAUGAGAAGCAGAACUACGUCCAUCGUAUCGGCAGAGUCGGAAGAGCCGAUAAAAUGGGACUGGCCAUCUCCUUGGUUGCGAUGGAGAAGGAGAAGGUGUGGUACCACGUUUGCCCAAACCGAGGCAGAGGCUGCUACAGCACCCGCCUGAAGGAGGACGGAGGUUGCACCAUCUGGUACAACGAGAAAGAGCUCCUGUCAGAUAUUGAGGAGCAUCUAAAGUGCACCAUCACCCAGUGUGAGCCAGACAUCAAAGUACCUUUGGAUGAUUUUGAUGGAAAGGUCACCUAUGGUCAGCGCAAGGCAUUGGGAGGUGGUAACUACAAGGGCCACGUGGAUGCUCUGGCCCCGACGGUCCUGGAGCUGGCUAACCUCGAGAGAGAAGCCCAAUCUUCCUUCCUCCACCUGGGAUACAUGCCGAACCAGCUUUUCAGAGCUUACUGAACGCAUCCCAACUAGCAUAACGCUGUAGGCUGCACUGAUACGGAAUAAAGAAAUGUGGAACAUUUUCACAUGUCGCACCAACAGGAUACAAAAUCGUCCUGCAACAAUGUCUCAUUGUGCAUUUAUAUUACACUUUUUUUUUCACACCAGCAAGACAUAUAAACUUAACCUCGUAAAUGAUUUAUUGUACAUGAAAUGUAUACUAAAAGGUGUCACAAUCUCGCUAUUUCACUGGGGAUGCCAAACUUGUCCUUGGCAUAUAAUGCUAACACUAAUUCAAACCUAUUUUGUGUUUUGUUUACUGUGGUUGAAUUAAAUAUUUAAGUUUCCUUAUUGGCUAAAAAGUCAAUGUAUGGCUGGGUGUUUGUUUUCUGAAAUAAACUGUGUUAGCCUGCUCA
This is a messenger RNA of Cottoperca gobio, 2831 nucleotides long. It is a transcript of the gene ddx1, whose product is annotated as DEAD (Asp-Glu-Ala-Asp) box helicase 1. The record is from RefSeq and is a predicted model, not a curated record. The transcript is spliced from 26 exons. Gene Ontology annotation, molecular function: RNA helicase activity; nucleic acid binding; ATP binding. The coding region runs from base 211 to 2433 and encodes 740 amino acids. Lineage: Eukaryota; Metazoa; Chordata; Actinopteri; Perciformes; Bovichtidae.